Phytophthora sojae is the source of this 324-nucleotide messenger RNA. RefSeq lists its product as hypothetical. NCBI's taxonomy places the organism in Eukaryota, Oomycota, Peronosporomycetes, Peronosporales, Peronosporaceae. The record is from RefSeq and is a predicted model, not a curated record. The transcript has a single exon. The coding region runs from base 1 to 324 and encodes 107 amino acids.
AUGAACCUCGGCAAUAUCUGCGCGAUUGCGGUCCUGGUCCUCGGCUUCGUCGCAAGUCCGACAACGGCAACUCCUGGGGCUGCCGCAGACCGCCCAAACAGCAACGCAGCGUCCGGCUCAGGCCCCGCAGCUCACAACCUUCGAGGGGCGCGCGCGUUGGCGACAACUUCAGAUGGAACGACAGUUUACACGGAGAAUGGCGGUGACGCGUCGUCUACUUCGGCCUCCGCCUCUUCAUCCGACGGCAGCGAUGCGACUCGAGUUGCGGGGGCAUUCGCGACAACUGCUGGCCUCGUCAUCGCGAUGAGCGCAUACUUGCUCUAG